This is a messenger RNA of Sclerotinia trifoliorum, 1265 nucleotides long. NCBI's taxonomy places the organism in Eukaryota, Fungi, Ascomycota, Leotiomycetes, Helotiales, Sclerotiniaceae. The record is from the annotation of a GenBank genome assembly.
AAGGCUGAUCAUGACCAAUUGAAUAAAUUCCCCAUUGGAAUCAAAAUAUUUUUCUGUUAUCUCUGAUGUCGCAGCCUUUACUCGAUUUUCUCACUUCACCUCACAUAUUGGCGGCGUCUUCCUUUUUCUCCCAUUACCUUUCAAUAUGCCUUCUCGGUUGUUAUCACCUAGCAUCCUCCGAGCAUGUCGGAGGAACUACUCUACAUCUAGCACCGUCCCUCUAGCGUUUGAUUUGCACGAACCGGCCAACCCCUCUUCCAAUGCUCCGCGAGCCAUCAUCUUCAUGCAUGGUUUAUUCGGAUCCAAGAAGAAUAACAGGAGCAUUAGUAAGUGAGCUUUCCUUAGCAUUCAUUUUAUCGCCUCUCCGGUUCACUAACUUUUAAUUUCAGGGCUCUCGCAAGAGAUCUAGGAAGACCUGUCUAUGCUGUUGUGAGUCAUAUCCCUCGAGGAGCUUUGAAGAGUAUAUAUUGAGGAUAGAUAGGAUCUGCGAAAUCAUGGCGACUCCCCGCAUCACCCCAAACACGAUUAUACGGCUAUGGCAGCCGACGUAGCUGAAUUUAUAAACGAGCAUAAGCUCACUGGGCCAACACUGAUAGGCCACUCAAUGGGCGCAAAAACUGCAAUGGCCCUGGCACUCAAGUCUCCAGAAGUGGUUGAGGAUAUAGUAUCCGUAGAUAAUGCGCCCAUUGAUGCGGCACUCCUCACUAACUUCGGAAAAUAUAUCCAAGGAAUGAAGAGAAUCGAAGAGGCAGGAAUCUCCAAACAAAGUGAAGCGGAUAACAUCUUGAAGGACUAUGAGAAAGAGCUUCCUAUCCGCCAAUUCCUCCUCGGAAACCUCGUGCGCACGGAAGACAAGACCCAGAAGUUUAAGGUGCCUCUUAAGAUCCUCGGGGCUGCAUUGGAUAACCUUGGUGAUUUCCCAUUCAAGGAUCCAGAUUCGAUUCGCUUCAAUAAACCUACCCUAUUUAUUCGGGGAACGCAAAGCCAUUAUGUGCCAGACGAAGCACUUCCUAUAAUAGGGAAAUUCUUCCCUCGAUUUGAACUUGCCGACAUAAAUGCUGGGCAUUGGGUAAUUUCUGAGAAACCGGAGGAAUUCAGACAAGGUUUGUCCUUUCAUUCUUGGGCGCCACUAUGAGGACUUUCGCUAACUGACGUGAAAAUAGCCGUUGUGGAAUUCUUGAAACCAAAGGAAUAGAAGGAUAGAAAUGUACAGUCUAUUGUGCAUAUGUAAAAGGGUAUCUGUUAUAAUCCCAUGCCACCCAAAA